AUGGAGCAACAACAGAAUGGUUUACCAGGUGGGUUGUUUUCAGGAGGGAUGGCAUCUACAGGAAUGCUACAGGGUCUAGAAUUUCCGCUCCACCCGCAACAACCAAACCCUCAAAACAAUCCCCAGCCAAACUUACAGCAGCAUAGCUCACACCACCACCACCACCACCACCACCAUCCUCAAAUUGUGGCUUCUGCUUUUACCGCUCCCCACCAACUCCAACCAGUCAAACAAAACAACCCAUACCCACCUCCUCAAUUCACCACCUCAAAGCCCAAAUCCCCGCUAACCGACGACGAGGAUGCAGGCGGAGAAGACCCUCUCUCUGGUGGGGAUCCCAAGCGAAAGAUGUCACCUUGGCACAGAAUGAAGUGGACUGACAGCAUGGUAAGGCUUCUAAUCAUGGCCGUGUACUAUAUAGGCGAUGAAGUUGGUUCAGAACCCAGCGAACCAGCCCCAACAACAUCGAAGAAGAAGGCAGGAGGAGCCCAAGGAGGGUUGUCUCAGAAGAAAGGGAAAUGGAAGUCUGUCUCAAGAGCCAUGAUGGAGAAGGGCUACUAUGUAUCGCCACAGCAAUGCGAGGACAAAUUCAACGACUUGAACAAGAGGUACAAAAGGGUCAAUGAUAUCCUCGGCAGAGGAACAGCUUGCAAGGUUGUGGAGAAUCAGUCUUUACUCGAGACAAUGGAUUUGUCUCCCAAGAUGAAAGAUGAAGUGAAGAAAUUGCUCAGCUCCAAGCACUUGUUCUUCAGGGAAAUGUGUGCUUACCACAACAGCUGUGGCCAUGGCAACGAGGUCGCUGCUCAUGCAGCUCCACCACCAAACCCUCAAUUGCAGCAGCAGCAGCAGAAGUGCGCCCAUUCUGAGAACAGUGGCCACGGGCCAGCACCCAAUUCCCAUGAAGAUGAUGACGAGGAUAGUGAUGAUGAUGAUGAUGACGACGACGACGAAUACAAUGAGGAAGAAGAAUUCGAGCAUAGCAGCCAUGGACAUGGUCAAGAAGAAGGAGAUGACGAGGUUCGUGAUCAAGAGCUGCGGCAUAAAAAGGCAAGAAGGAAGGGGGAGGAGAUGAUGAUGACAACCUCGGCUUCAAUGAGGGAAUUCGGUGGGGAAUUGGCAAGCGUGGUGCAGGACGGAGGGAGGAGUGCGUGGGAGAAGCUGCAGUGGACGAAGGCGAGGAUGGUGGAGCUGGAAGAGCAGAGAAUUGGGUAUCAGGCGCAGGCAUUAGAGAUAGAGAAGCAGAAGCUGAAGUGGGUUAAGUUUGCUGGGAAGAAAGAGAGGGAGAUGGAGAGGGUUAAAAUAGAGAACGAGAGGAAGAAGAUUGAGAAUGAGAGGAUGGUUUUGCUUAUAAGAAGGAAAGAGCUUGAAUUGCUUGAUGUUCAACACCAACAGCAACAUCAGCAGCAAGUUUGUUCGAGCAGGAGGAGCGAUCCCUCCUCGUUUGCUGGGUGA
This is a messenger RNA of Linum tenue, 1452 nucleotides long. NCBI's taxonomy places the organism in Eukaryota, Viridiplantae, Streptophyta, Magnoliopsida, Malpighiales, Linaceae. The record is from the annotation of a GenBank genome assembly.